Messenger RNA from Zootermopsis nevadensis, 1706 nucleotides. Its product is annotated as tRNA (adenine(37)-N6)-methyltransferase. Lineage: Eukaryota; Metazoa; Arthropoda; Insecta; Blattodea; Termopsidae. The record is from RefSeq and is a predicted model, not a curated record.
ACGACAAUACGCAUGGUACUACGUUACUAAUCUAUAUGCAGGUCAUCACCGCAGACAAUUUUAACUAGAUUGUAAAGGUCCUAAGAGCAGCUAGUUUAUUAUGGCGACAGGAAUAUGUAGCGAGGUUGACAGUGAUAUUUCCCAGCUUCGAAAACAACUUACUGUUGCAAGAAAUGAAAUUCACAACUUAAGACAACAGAUCAAGGCUCUUGGCCACAAUCACCAGAAGGACAUGGAGCAGAUACAGAACAUACUGGAUUCCUGGCAGUGCCAAAGGUGUAACUCUUCUACAACACCCACCAACAUUCCUGAAGAUGGGGUUUCUCUUCGGCCAAUUGGGGUGGUAUCCACAUGGUUCCCAGAGAAGAGGGGAACUCCCCGCCAACCAGGCAUUUGUGUAAACAGCCAAGGCAAAUUGACCCUUUUCAACUCGGUGUUCACAAAUCCAGAACAUGCACUAGAGGGAUUGGAAGGUUUCUCACACAUGUGGAUUCUGUACCACUUCCACAGGAAUGAUUCUAGUCAUGUGCGUGCCAAGGUGUCACCUCCACGCCUGAAUGGAGCCCGCACUGGAGUGUUUGGAACCCGCUCUCCUCACAGACCAUCACCCAUUGGCUUGUCCCUUGUAACUGUCAAGAGAGUGGAGGGAUCUUCAGUUUACUUCUGUGGCGUGGACAUGGUUGAUGGCACCCCAGUACUAGAUAUUAAGCCAUACAUUCCACAGUAUGACAACCCUCUACACUGUGAGACUUCAAAUUUGCGAUAUCUGGAUGGUAGGGAGGCAGAAGAUGAACCAAUGAUGACCUCACCUGGAGAUGCAAACCUCUCUCCAGUAAUUUCCAAGGCUCAGCCAGCACGACCUGAGAGUCGGAUUGGAGAGAGAGAGGCUCCAGAUGGAGAAGAAGGUGCUAGACCAUCACUGGUACCUCUGGUAGGAAUUCAGAAUGAGAGAACACAGGUCCGCAUCCCAUCAUGGAUCACACAGCCACCUCUCCACAAGCUGAAGGUCACAUUUAGUGAUCGAGCAAAGGCUCAGCUGGAAAACAUAGAGAGAGAGACUGAAAAUGGAGAGAAUCCUGAAACCUCAAUCCAGACCAUACUGCAAGAAGACCCACGUUCAGUAUAUCUGCGUGAACGGUGGGGGAAUCAGUUCUAUACAUUCCUUAUAUGUAACCUGCACGUAAGCUGCAAGUUUGAUGACUCUGCACAUACUGUCACAGUGUUCCAGGUGAAGUCUGCAGGCAAGCUCUGUGAGUGUGGCCAGCCUGAGUGGCAGUGCAGUGCGCAUGGUGAAUCUUAAAAAAAUAAAAAAUACACAUACAUCUCAUUUAUUAAGUUAAAUGUGCUUGUCUGUAUGUGUUGAAUCCUUUGAAAAUACACAUUAUAUAUGCAAUAAUAUGUAUAAUUAUGUUUUUUAACCAGCUUCCUUUUCUUAAGAAAUAAGCUUAAGAGGUAAGAAUGUUGUAUGUCUGUGUCCUUAUUCAACUUUAUAUACAAUUGAUAAAUUUUCACAAAAUUUGGUGUGAACAUUAUUCCAUUUGGGGCCACCCAAACCUCAUACUUUGUAAUCCCUACAUACAUGAUCACACUGUAAACACUUGAAUUUAAUGUACAGUUUGACAGUGAAAAUCAAUGAACCAUUGGAUUUAAGAAUAUAUAUAAUUAUGUAUACUGAUUAUAAACAUUCAUACAAAUUGUGCACAAAA